This is a messenger RNA of Monomorium pharaonis (pharaoh ant), 1414 nucleotides long. It is a transcript of the gene Mrm2, whose product is annotated as rRNA methyltransferase 2, mitochondrial. Gene Ontology annotation, molecular function: rRNA (uridine-2'-O-ribose)-methyltransferase activity. Bases 260 to 1000 code for a protein of 246 amino acids. NCBI's taxonomy places the organism in Eukaryota, Metazoa, Arthropoda, Insecta, Hymenoptera, Formicidae. Gene Ontology annotation, cellular component: mitochondrion. The transcript is spliced from 2 exons. Gene Ontology annotation, biological process: RNA methylation. The record is from RefSeq and is a predicted model, not a curated record.
GUCAGCCAGUCGCCGGCAAUCGAUCAGCUCAGUUGCGAUUAAAUAACAUGGCCGUGGCCGGAGUUAUAUUUUUGCGAUGUUGACAGCUUGUUUUUUAGAUACAUUUAUCCUUCGAUUAGUUCGAAAUUAUAUUUGAAUGAUACUAGAUGUGUAUGGCGUUCAGUCUGUUGACAGAUAAAAUAUUGAUUCACGAAAAAUCUCAGCGUUUGAGCACACAUGCUCAAUUAGGUUAGGCCGCAUUUGCAUCGUGUAUCUUGGGAUGAAUUCUCCCUACAGGAUCAUCUCACGAACGAGGAGCAUACACAUCGGUCACACACUGUUCAAGGAGACCCCACGGAAUUUGAAGAACAAGAAACACAGCUCGCAGCUAUGGCUUGCGAGGCAACUGCGCGAUCCCUAUGUGGAGAUGGCGAAGCAGGAGAACUACAGAUGCAGAAGCGCAUUUAAACUCUUAGAGAUCAAUGAGAGGUACAAGAUACUCAGCCCAGGUCUAACUGUCAUAGACUGCGGAGCGGCGCCUGGUAGCUGGACACAGGUUGCAACCAAUCUAACUAACUCACAUGGCAAGAAGGAAGGUCCCAUUGGCAGAGUGUACGCUGUCGAUAAACUCCCAUUUUAUCCUGUGGAAGGUGCGACUGUUCUAGGGAACAUGGACUUCACAAGUGCCAAGACACAAGAGAUCCUAAGCAAACUGUUGCAAGGGAACAUGGUCGACAUUGUUCUAUCCGACAUGGCACCGAAUGCAUCUGGCAUAAGGGAGAUAGACCAUGACAAUAUAAUAUUGCUUGCAUAUGCCGCACUUAGAUUUGCACUGCAGAUCAGUAAACCACAGGGUGCCCUUGUUGUAAAAGUUUGGGACGGUGGUAAGGCGCAACAGUUUGAACAGAAUCUGUCCAAGUUUUAUAAUAGUGUUAAGGUGGUCAGACCUGAUGCCACAAGGGACGAAUCGACUGAGAAAUUCUUCCUGGCGAGAGGAUUUAAAGGUCUCAAGAAGAGUUGACGCAAUUAAUCAGUUUAUAGGUACACUGUUUUAAAUAAUAAUAACAGAAUAUUAAUUAUUUAAAUAUACAAAUAAUUAGAGAUGAGGCCAGAGUGAAACUUAUUGCUUGUGAAUAUUUCUUAUGUUUUAUAUACAAUUCUAAACUGAACAAAUUAAUUCUCAAUUUAAAAUUAUAACACAACUCCUCUCCUUUAGUUUAGAUUGUUUAGAACUAUGUUUCGAGAUCGAAAAUUUAUUUAAUGUUUGAUAAACUCAAAAAUAUAAAAUCAUAAAAGAAACAUUAGGCAUUAAGAUCCAGUCUGAUUGAAUGAUGCUUAUCUUUAAUUACUUGUAUAUAAUAUUUAAAGUGUAGGAUAUGAAGAUGUGUGUGGGCAGGUUAUACAUAAAUAAAAAAGGCACAAUAAUUUGGUAUCA